AUGGAUCUGGCGGCUCUCAGAAACCAGUCCAGCAAUAUCGCCAGCAACGUUACCGCAGCCACAGAUCAAUUGGCUACUGACCUCGCGAAAGUGACUGUCGAACCCCGUGGUUAUUCGCACAAACAGGACAGCCUCGACCCGCUCACUUCGAACUAUUUUCUCUCCGACUCGCCCCUCCCGAAACUGAACCUGGAGCCUUGGGAUGGCAACAAGAGCGAGGGUGGUCAGCCCCAGUCAGCGCCGCCCAAAGCGAUCUCAUCGAUUCCUCGCCACGUCGUGGACGCGAUGCUGAAGCACUACUGUGAAACGUACCACCCACAGUAUCCAUCAAUCGGAGAGGCAGACCUAUAUCGUGCCAGAGAUGAGGUCUAUCAGAACCCACAGGUUGGCGAGUUCGACAUCUUUGUCAUCGCUAUAACUGUGGCUAUAAGCUCCAACACUCUCAUGCACGUCGAUGAGAAGCGGGCGGCGACGACGACCUCUGGCUUGUGGGCUACGGCUGUGUCCCAUCUCAACGAGAUUGGCAUGACAAGCUCGUGGGACCGCUUGCAGGCCUUGCAGCUUCUCACCCAUUACGGUUUCCUCAAUCCACAAGAUGUGAAUGUGAGUCACUGUGCCGCUGCCGCCACUCGGCUGGCGUUUCACUUGGGCCUGCACAGAGAGGUGCCACCCUUGACGCAGACGAAGGUCGAUACGUCGAUCCUCAAUACCCGCCGGAGGAUGUUCUGGAAUGCAUAUGCGAUUGACGCAGCAACUCGCACUGUCCGUCGUCAGCCUUUCAAGUGGUCGAGGCCGGAGAUCACUGCAAAGUUCCCAGACUCCGAGUCUCUAGCCACACAGACACACUGUGCUCACGUGUGGUCGUUACGAGAGAUCGAAUGCGACAUCACCCUGGGGCUGGAGUAUCCAAUGCUAGACCUUGAGUUUCCGGAUGUUGCCCCUUCUCCCGAGCAUUGGUAUGUACGGACACACACUCGGCUCGAGCAGUGGUACCAGAGCGUUCGCCGAAAUGCGACUCUUACCGCCAAAAUCGAGUUCCACAAGUUGUUGUUCCAAAUCCAGGUCCUGUGGUUGAAUCGGCCUUCCCCUCGCUAUCCUGUCCCAAUUCACGAGAUGCAGAGAAAAGCCGGCAUCGCUGCGAUGGCCUUAAUCCGAGAAGUCAGCAUGUUUGACCGGCCAGGCAAGAUGUUUAUGCUUUGGCAUGCUGCCCAUUGCGUCAUUGAAGCUGGUACCUACCUCUUAUCUUCCGUGUUGGUCGGGAUCGAGUCUCAUCCUGACGACCGGAUACACGUUUUUGGAGAAGAUGUUGCCGUUGUUCUCAGACACAUCAAGACGAUCCCAAGUCUCGUCUGGAAAAUAGCCCGACGCUGGCCCAGGAUCAAGCAGCACGCCUCCGCCUUGGAGGCCAUCUGUAACUCAACUAUGGAUAUUCUGCAACGAUGGUCCGAUGGACAAGAUGGGUGGCAGUCAAAAGUGUCGAUGGCUCAAGAAGAACUGGGUCAGCUGACACUGUCUCGAUCGACAUACAUUCAAGAGGAAGCUUGA
Molecule: messenger RNA, 1545 nt
Organism: Exophiala dermatitidis NIH/UT8656
Lineage: Eukaryota; Fungi; Ascomycota; Eurotiomycetes; Chaetothyriales; Herpotrichiellaceae
Exons: 3
Coding region: 1-1545 (514 amino acids)
Biological process (GO): DNA-templated transcription; positive regulation of transcription by RNA polymerase II
Molecular function (GO): DNA-binding transcription factor activity, RNA polymerase II-specific; sequence-specific DNA binding; zinc ion binding
Source: RefSeq, a predicted model, not a curated record